Molecule: messenger RNA, 1549 nt
Organism: Thamnophis sirtalis
Lineage: Eukaryota; Metazoa; Chordata; Lepidosauria; Squamata; Natricidae
Gene: AGMAT
Product: agmatinase (putative)
Molecular function (GO): agmatinase activity; metal ion binding
Source: RefSeq, a predicted model, not a curated record
AUGACUGGUCCCUUGGCUGGCGGGGGCCAAGGCGUCCUCCGGGCCUGGCUCCUGGGCGUCCCACGCAGGGCACCAGCCGUGCGCUCCUGCUGCAGCCAGGGCCCCCCGGCCCUCCCCCGGCCCAUCGGCUGCAGCCCUCCCGGGGGUCCUUUCCUGCAGGGCCCCCUGGCCAGGAGGCUGCCCUGCCCUCGUCGGGCCUCAGGCUCUGCGCCCAGCCUGCCCCCCAGCGCUGAAGAGGUAGCCCGGCCGGUGGGCGUCCGCUCCAUGUUCAAGCUGCCCAUGCGGGAUUCGGCCGAAGGGCUGGAUGCGGCCUUUGUGGGCGUCCCUCUGGACAUCGGCACCACCCACCGUCCCGGGGCCAGGUUCGGCCCAAGCCACCUGCGUGCCGAGUCCAUCUUGGUUCGCCAUUACAACCCGUCCACAGGGGCCGCCCCCUACCACUCGCUCCAGGUGGCCGACCUGGGGGACGUCAACGUCAACCUCUUCGACCUGAAGGACAGCUGCAGGAGGAUCCGGGAAGCCUUCCGGGGGAUCGUGGCUGGGGGCUGCAUCCCCCUCACGCUGGGCGGAGACCACACCAUCACCUACCCCAUCCUGCAGGCCGUGGCAGAAAAGCACGGCCCCGUGGCCCUCAUCCACGUGGACGCCCACACCGACACCUCUGAGCAAGCGCUGGGGGAGCGCAUCUACCACGGAAGCCCUUUCAGGCGCUCCGUGGAGGAGGGGCUGCUGGACUGCCAGAGGGUCUUUCAGAUCGGGAUCCGGGGCUCCUCCUUCUCUCCGGAUCCCUAUAGGUUUUCCUGGGAUCAGGGCUUCCGGGUGGUGCUGGCCGAGGACUGCUGGAUGAAGUCGCUGGCCCCCCUGAUGGCCGAGGUGCGGGAGCAAGUGGGCGACCGGCCCCUCUACAUCAGCUUCGACAUCGACGCGCUGGACCCGGCCUUCGCUCCUGGCACGGGGACCCCCGAGACGGCGGGUCUCACCCCGGCCCAGGCCCUGGAGAUCCUCCGAGGCUGCCAAGGACUGCGCAUCGUAGGGGGGGACCUGGUGGAAGUGGCCCCCGUGUACGAUCAGUCCGGCAACACGGGACUCCUGGGUGCCAACCUGCUCUUCGAAAUGCUCUGCGCCCUCCCUGGGGUGAAGAGGGACCCCCACAAGGCCCCCUCCACGCCACGUGAAUAGAAGGGAGGGGGCCCCCUGUCUCUGGACCCCCGGCUUUGCCAUGUCUCCCUUCCUGUUUUUGGAAUGGGAAGCAGCUAGUCCUCAUGGCUGCAGGGGGGAGUGGCAGGAGAAGAGACUGAAGACUCAUCCGGCAGCAUCAGCAGAGCCCCCCCCACCCCACGAAGCAUUGCGAGGAAGAUUGGAACCCAGAUCCUUGGAAGAGAACCAGCUGCCCCUUAGCAGAGCCCCUCUGAACACGCAGGGGCCAAGGAAGCUGAGGUGGGGCCCACUUUCUACCCCUCCCUCUCAGCCGGGCCCCCCACGCAUCUUGGGUGAAGCAGCCCCCUCCAUGAAGCCCCCCCCCCACCAGUGCAAAGCUUGCUUGGUGAUG